This is a messenger RNA of Chrysemys picta bellii (western painted turtle), 2506 nucleotides long. RefSeq names its product C1q and TNF related 1 (gene C1QTNF1). The record is from RefSeq and is a predicted model, not a curated record. Gene Ontology annotation, molecular function: protein binding. NCBI's taxonomy places the organism in Eukaryota, Metazoa, Chordata, Testudines, Emydidae.
UUUUCUUCCCUCUCCUCCUUUACGCUGGAGAGAGUGCGUUUCCGCUCGGGACGUAUGAGGAGCAGAGGCUGCGCUAGAGGGGCAGGGAGCAGAGCUGCCUUGGGCCAGGCACCCCACUUUCCGCCUCCCUGCACCCCAGUAGGGGGUAGAAGUGGCAGCUCAAAGGGGAUGCUGUAGGGAGGCGAAACGCACCGAGAGAGGGCGAGAGAAACAAUUCCAGCACGGCCAGCACCUUGGGCUCCAGCCACCGAGGCGUCAAACCUGCCACAAUCAGCAGGUGAAGCGCGAGCGCUGUGGCCAGGGGUUCCGCAGUCCUCCCUCACGACGCCAAUGGGCAGCAGCCCGAGGAAGGCUUGGCUAAGCACUGCAGGAUCUGGCUCCAGCGUUAGCCCCACCUUCUCCCACCCCAGGAUGGAGGGGCCCUGGGCACUGAGCUUCCUGCUGCUCGCCUGUCUGCUGCUGCCCAACUCCACGCUGAGCCAGCCCAGCCACCCCGAGGAGGAGCAGGGAGAGGCAACGCGGGCACCGUCCCACCGCCACGCUGCCAGGGCCGAACAGGACCACGAGAAAUAUCAUCGCAACCUGGACAAGCAGCCUCCUCGCUCCCAGUGCGUGCGCUGCUGCGACCCCCCCAUGCACUCCUCUGCCUACCCCAUGUACCAGCCCCUGCCCCACAUCAACAUCACCAUCCUGAAAGGUGAGAAAGGAGACAGGGGCGAGCGAGGCCUGCAGGGAAAGUUUGGCAAAGCCGGAUCGGCAGGCAGCAGGGGCCACACGGGGCCCAAGGGCCAGAAGGGGAGCAUCGGGGCCACGGGGGAGGCAUGCAAAAGUCACUACGCCGCGUUCUCCGUGGGCCGCAAGAAGUCUCUGCACAGCAACGACUACUACCAGACGCUGCUCUUCGACACCGAGUUUGUCAACCUCUACGGCCACUUCAACAUGUUCACGGGCAAGUUCUACUGCUACGUGCCCGGCAUCUACUACUUUGCGCUCAACGUGCACACCUGGAACCAGAAGGAGACCUACCUGCACAUGGUGAAGAACGGGGUCGAGGUGGUGAUCCUCUACGCCCAGCAGAGCGACCGGAGCAUCAUGCAGAGCCAGAGCGUCAUGCUGGAGCUGCAGGAGCAGGACGAGGUCUGGGUGCGUCUCUUCAAGGGCGAGCGGGAGAACGCCGUCUUCAGCGACGAGUACGACACCUACGUCACCUUUAGUGGCUACCUGAUCAAGCACAGCGGGGAGCUGUGACCCCAGGCCUGGGCUGGCCGGCUAGUCCUCCCCCAAGGCCAUCCCCCAUCUCCUGCUCCGCUCCUCUUCCUGGUGGCAGAUCCGUCGCAGACCGCCAAGCCCUGUCAUGCCUGUGCCGCUCCCUGCUCCCCGGCCUCAGCUGGGGCACGACCCUCUCCAGGGCCGUCCUCUGUCAUCGCACGACGGUGCUCUAAUGCCAUCAGUGGCUGUAUACAUAGGGACAUGCCCCCUCCCCCCCCACAUGCCUUGCUCAGCUAACUGGGAUGAGAUGUAUGGGGGGGGGGGACUUCCCCAGCCUCCCCCUGGCGUGAUUUGUGAUAGGAAGAGCUAUUCCAGCGAGGGAAACAGGCCUUCCUCGGGCAGCAGACGGCACGGGCUGGUAUUCAUUGGGAUGCUGUGGCGAGGAGCCUCCCACAGGUGUGUGCUUUGGACACGUUGGCCUAGUGGUUAACAAAUCCGAGUCCUGGCACACACUUUUGCACCAAUUGAAUGGUGCCCCGUUCUGGUACAAUUACGCAGGUGCAGACAUGACCUCAGGGCAAGGGCCAGCAGCCCUGGUUGCGCAGUGCUUCCUGCGUCCUUGCCCAGAAGCAGAAGUUGCUCAGCGCAGGGCUCCCUGCUGGGGAGGGACAGGGAAAUGGCAGCUCCCUGGAGGCAUCUGCUUCAUCCACAGGGACCCUGGGGUUUACAGGCUGCAGAGAGGCCAUCUAGCAGCAGCAGGUGCUGUAGGGACCUGCCUUGCUGGCUGCGAGUGGGGCCUGGGAGCAGCGUCACACGGCUCCCAAUAAACCCUCCUUCAACGUGGAGCUGGCAGAUUGACCUGCUGCAGCUGCCCCUUCCCGUUCGGUUCUGCUCCCCACCCACCCCCACACAGGGUCCGGGCAGGGCAUGCCUCUGGGCAGGCUCUCGGGAUCCACGCCAGGGUGUCCUGCCAGGGAGUCCAGCGAGGCCAUGAGACCCCAGCCGCUCCCCCCAUUCAGGGCACAGUGCUGAAUAGCCCUCCCCCCGGCCCCGCACUCCUCAAUGGCUGACGGUCACCACCCUAGCUGCUCCCCCGCAGCCGGGGAGCUGGUUUCCAGCUGGCAGCGCUGGUUGCAAUGGGCUUGGGCUUAGUCCCUCCUUCCUUGGUUAGUUCUGCUGGUCAGGCUUUUUCUCUCUGUCGGUACAACACAGAGCGGGGCCGGGGCAGCGUGCUGCUCCCCCAGGCUCUCUGCACUGCUCUGUAAUCACAUUAAACGCUGAGAGGGCUGGAUUGCUC